Molecule: messenger RNA, 3746 nt
Organism: Hypanus sabinus (Atlantic stingray)
Lineage: Eukaryota; Metazoa; Chordata; Chondrichthyes; Myliobatiformes; Dasyatidae
Product: myeloid-associated differentiation marker homolog
Exons: 2
Coding region: 1625-2527 (300 amino acids)
Cellular component (GO): membrane
Source: RefSeq, a predicted model, not a curated record
CAAGUUUAAAUUUAUUGCUGUUCAACGUACACACAUAUACAGCUAAAUGAAACAACGAUCCUCUGGGGCCAAGUUGCAAACACAGUACAUAUAUAUCACAUACAACACACAAAAUGAAAAAUAAAAUUCUGUGGAUGCACAAGUUGACACAAAGUGCAUGUAAAACAUGUAGUUAAAUAUCUAACUAAGGAUAAAUUAGCUGGUAAUUAUUCUCAUAUAAGUCCAGUGUGUGAUAGAUGUCAUUCUGAGACAGCCUCUUUAACACAUACGUUUUGGUCAUGUUCUUUUUUGAAAAAAUAUUGGGAAGAUAUCCUUGAUAUUAUUUCAACUGUAUUGAAUAUUGAUUUACAACCUCAUCCUAUUACUUCAAUUUUUGGUUUACCAAUGAUAGAACCUCAUCACUUAACCUCUUCAGCGUGUCCGAUAAUUGCACUUCUUACAUUAAUGGCUAAAAGAUCUAUUUUGCUGAAUUGGAAAGAGAUUAAUCCUCCCACCACAUUUCACUGAAUCUCUCAAACUAUGUUAUGUUUAAACUUAGAAAAAAUCAGAAGUAUUUUAUAAGAUCCAUCCAGUAAAUUUGAAAAGACUUGGAAGGCCUUUUAUUCAACAUUUUUAUAUGAUGUGAUUUGACCUUUUUUCCAAACCUAUUUUCUCAUUUUUAUAUAUGCCGAGAGGUUCGGAGUUAAUGACACAUCGUUUUUGAUGUUACAAACAGCCCACGUUCUUUUCUUUUUUUUAAAAAAAGUUUUUGGUUGUAUAGUUUGGAUUAGUUUUUUUGGGGUGUAUAUAUAUAUAUAUUCUUUUUUGGAUAUGUUAAUCCUUUCUUCUAUGUAUACUAUAUUUGUGCUUGAACAAUUUUGGGAGGUUUAUUACCUUUGUAUUAAUUGAUUAUAUAUUUACAUCUGUUAACCAUUAACACCGUAAUCCCAAUAAUUGUGUAGCAAUGUUUUGUUAUAUCAAUUUGAUAUUAAUAAAAAGAUUGAAAAGAUAAAUUAUCUAAUAGUAUACUGCUACUAGUGCUGUUAUAAAUAAUGUGUACAGGGUGUUCAGAAGUCUCGCAGCCCAGGGGAAGAAUCAGUAACCUACUGCAACUUCCUUGUUCUUAUACUGCGUUCGGAUGGUAGGAGAUCAAAGAGAUUGUGGGACGGAUGGAAUGGAUCCUUGACAAUGCUAAUGGCUCUGUCAAAGGCUCAUAACAGUGAAAGUGUAAAUUUCUAGACUGUAUGUUUCUCUUUAUUUGGCAUGGGGUACGUUAAUUGGUUGUGUUCCUCUCCUAAGAAAGUUACUAGAACGCGUUCAGUCGUGAUAUCCACAUGUUGUGUGGAGCAAGUCUGUACUACAAUACCUACGGGUGGAAACUGAUCGAUGGGUUGUUAACGCCUUUCUGCUGCUUGUGGCGUUGGUGCUGCGGUCCGGAAAAUAGUAAUUUUAAAUCAGAUAAUCGCAUUGUUCUUCGGCUUUGCAAGGAGGCAGGAAACGUAUGCACCCCGCCUCCCCCAGAGUCUACAACGGAGAGGAUGUAACCUUCGGUAACUAGGUUACUUUGCGUGGAGGGCUGACUUGCCUGCUGCUUUCUGACUGCCCCCGAGGCUGCUGGACAGCGGUGCUUUGCGAGCUUGUAGAGAUGCCGGUGAGAUUCAGCGACCCAAGAGACCUGAUCUCCCCUAAGGCCGUGGCCCAGAUGCUGCAGAUCCUCUUCACCUGCGCGGCCCUGGGUCUGUCGAGGAUAGCGGCGAACGGCGGCUCGGCUCGUGACCGGGGAUUCAGCACCUUCGCCUUGUUCACCUGGUGCUUCUCCUUCAUCUGCACCCUCCUCGUCUUCGCGGUCGAGUUCACACAGGUGCACAGCCUCUUCCCCCUCACCUGGAAGAACCUAUCAGUGGCCGUCUCCGCUUUCGCCGGUCUCAUGAACCUGGCCACCUCGGUCAGCUACCCGCUGAUGGUGGCGAACGCCAGCGAGAGCCCGCUCUGCUCUCAGGCCGGCACCUGCACCUGGACCUGGACCUGGACCCAACCCCUGUGCGCCUACGACAUCGCCGCCAUCGCCUGCUCCUGCCUAGCCUCAUUUGCCUACGCGGCCGAGGUGUUCAUGUCCCGCAGCUCCCGCCGCAACACCUACAUGGCGACGGGGCCCGGCCUGCUCAAGGUGCUGCAGGUAUCCAUCGCCUGCAUCCUCUCCGUUCCCCUGGCAACCGGGCAGAUCCCAGCAUUCCCGGGCUUCUGGUGGGCGGUGGGCGCGCUCUGCGCUUGCGCGUUCAUAUCCCUGGUUGUCAUGGUGAUGGUGGUGGAGUGCCGGGCAUGUUGCCCGGUCCCGCUGGAGCGGCUGCUGGCGGCCUUCGGUAUCCUGGGCGUGUUGCUGAGUGGGGCCUUACUGGUGGUCUGGACCCUCGGCUUCAGCAAGCAAGACGACCAGACGGCCUGCCGCUGGAAACUGUGCCUGUCGUCCGCCGUGCUGAUCAGCCUCAACUUUCUGGCUUAUGUGAGUGAUCUGGUCCACGCCGUUAAACUGAACUGUUCGAGAAACUGAGAGUUUGCAGACUCCGGCCCUCCAGCGCAGCCCGUGCGGGGCUCUCACGGUGCUCCCUCCAAAGAUGUUACCUCUUUGUGCUUGGUUCAACGGAUGGUUCUGGAAUAUAGGCGACUUCUUCUCUGGUCCUUUAAACAUGGGGUCUUUGAUGCAAGAAUUUCAUCUUCCUCUUCAGAAAAAGACCACCAUGAAAAGCUUAUCAUGCAAGGAGUUUGUAGUUGGUUGGCAAGUGAAUGAAUUGCCGGUCUAAAUCUACAGAGGCUGGACUGCACCUUUUCAGCAGCACGUUUAUUUAAAAAGCCUCACUGAAAACUAUGAACUCUCUGGUUUUAAACCUGUUGAACGUUACCCUCCUGUCAGAAUAAUAUAAAAAUGGAUGAUGAUUUUUAUGGUAACUUAACCAAAAUUGAUCAGUGGACUGGGUCAGCAAAAUGCACAUUAUCAUCAACCUGUAUCUCACCUUUUCUUUCUUCUUGGUAUUAUACUUUAACCAUAACUUGUUGAUAGGGAAAAUAAAUCAACCACAAUCAUGUGGUGGACUGGGCCAAAUGGCCUACGUCUGCACCUAUGUCUUAUGGUUUCAUGGACUCUAAACCGUUCAUGUUAAUGCAGAGGAAUAUUUUGAAUGUAAAUUUGUUUUACACAGAAUUUGUUGAGUUGAAUCCAAAGUCAGUCAACUAGCUCCUCUUUACACUAUCUACAACCAGCAGUUGUUCACAACAAGAAUGGGGAUUUCUGUAACCAGACUUCACAUUUGUGUAAUUUCCCCGAAGAGCAAAGUUUUAGUAGCACUGUCAGUGCCACUUUAUCACCCAUGAAACUGGCCUCAUUUAAACCAAGAUUUCCACCUUUGGAAACUAAAAUUUCACCCAGCAGCUACCACUGACUCAUGAAGAUAAUUCCCCAAACUUUGUGGCUGUCAUGUCAGUGAAAGUGGCUGAUUUGUCAGUAAUAAUUUUGCAAAGUUGAGAGCAAAUUCUAUUGUGUGCACUUAAAUGCAGAAAUACCUUGUGCCUUCUAUGUAUUUUGAGAAAUAAUGGAUUGGAAAAAUCUCAAGGUUUUAUGAACUAUUAAAAAGUUACUAUAGGUAUGAGAGAGGUUUUAAUUCUCUACCUAUCACUGCACCUUCAAAUCAACAUUUUAUAAACUGUAUGUCUAUAGUCAUUCUUGUAUUUUAAAUUAUUUUAUAAAGUUUAUGAUAAUUCAUUUACUACCUUAA